AUGAGGUAAAUGUUGCUGUUGCGUCUUCCCCCUCACCGCAGUCACGCCAGCCCGUUAGAUUGCAAGUUGCAGGACCGCUGUAGGAAAUGUUAUUCGCCGCGGUCAGGACAGGCCUGUCCGCCCGCCCUCGCCGCAGCCUGGCUUCGUCGUUGCGAGCGCCGGGGAGGCCGUCCCCGGGGAGGGCGGAGGAAGGAGCUGACUUUGGGUUUGCGUCCCGCUCGCUGCUCUGCCCCGGGGCCAGCCAAGGACGACGCUUGGAGGCCUCAGGCCGGGAGAUCAUCUUCAGACACCAACGAAAGUGAAAUAAAGUCAAAUGAAGAGCCACUCCUAAGAAAGAGUUCUCGCCGGUUUGUCAUCUUUCCAAUCCAGUACCCUGAUAUUUGGAAAAUGUAUAAACAGGCACAGGCUUCCUUCUGGACAGCAGAAGAGGUCGACUUAUCAAAGGAUCUCCCUCACUGGAACAAGCUUAAAGCAGAUGAGAAGUACUUCAUCUCUCACAUCUUAGCCUUUUUUGCAGCCAGUGAUGGAAUUGUAAAUGAAAAUUUGGUGGAGCGCUUUAGUCAGGAGGUGCAGGUUCCAGAGGCUCGCUGUUUCUAUGGCUUUCAAAUUCUCAUCGAGAAUGUUCACUCAGAGAUGUACAGUUUGCUGAUAGACACUUACAUCAGAGAUCCCAAGAAAAGGGAAUUUUUAUUUAAUGCAAUUGAAACCAUGCCCUAUGUUAAGAAAAAAGCAGAUUGGGCCUUGCGAUGGAUAGCAGAUAGAAAAUCUACUUUUGGGGAAAGAGUGGUGGCCUUUGCUGCUGUAGAAGGAGUUUUCUUCUCAGGAUCUUUUGCUGCUAUAUUCUGGCUAAAGAAGAGAGGUCUUAUGCCAGGACUCACUUUUUCCAAUGAACUCAUCAGCAGAGAUGAAGGACUUCACUGUGACUUUGCUUGCCUGAUGUUCCAAUACUUAGUAAAUAAGCCUUCAGAAGAAAGGGUCAGGGAGAUCAUUGUUGAUGCUGUCAAAAUUGAGCAGGAGUUUUUAACAGAAGCCUUGCCAGUUGGCCUCAUUGGAAUGAAUUGCAUUUUGAUGAAACAGUACAUUGAGUUUGUAGCUGACAGAUUACUUGUGGAACUUGGAUUCUCAAAGGUUUUUCAGGCAGAAAAUCCUUUUGAUUUUAUGGAAAACAUUUCUUUAGAAGGAAAAACAAAUUUCUUUGAGAAACGAGUUUCAGAGUAUCAGCGUUUUGCAGUUAUGGCAGAAACCACAGAUAACGUCUUCACCUUGGAUGCAGAUUUUUAAAAAACCUCUCGUUUUAAAACUCUAUAAACUUGUCAUUGGUAAAUAGUAGUCUAUUUUCCUCUGCUUAAAAAAAAUUUUAAGUAUAUCCUUUAAAGGACUGGGGGUUUGCUCAAAAGGAAAUCCAAAACCUAUUCUAAACAAUUUGCAUUUAUAUAAUUUUCCUGUUUAACAACAAGAGUGUGACCUAAAUGCUUUUGUCUUGUCACUGAAAUAAAAGAUGGCAUUAUGUGGUUAAGAGCAUGGGGCGAGGGGUCAGACAUGAGUCUAAGGUUCUGCCCUUACUCCAGUGUGUGACCCUUGGCAAGUCAGUUAAUCUUGGUAAACCUCGGUGUACUUAUCUUUAAAAUGGGAGUAAUAGUAGGUCCUAAAUUCAUAGAGUGGAUAUUAGGAUUAGGAUGCAAAAAUAAAUGCUUAACCAACACUACUACUGUUAGCACCACUACUAAUUAUCAUUCAUUGAUAAUAUUAAUUGCAAUGAUGUUGUAAUAAAAUACUCUCAUUUCCUUAAAAUAAUUGUGAUUCUAGGUCCUAGGAUCUAGAAUUAGAUCUUUGUAUUUUUAAUGCUUAGGGGAAGAAUAUAAGUAUCUCCUUAAAAAGAACAUAAUUCUCAUUCACGCAAGAAUAAGUUCUUUGAAUUCCUUAGUAUGUAGUGAAGAAAAUUUAGUUGUUAGUUGCUUUGGGAAGCCUACUUAUGGAGUGGAAACCAGGAGGUUAUCAUGGUAGUUGACCUUAUAAGAAAAAUGAUUCUUCUUCAGAAAUUAAAAACAUAACUAUUGCCAGAUUUAGCUCUGGAAUGUUUAGAAUCAGGCUAGAAUAGCAUUUUCCAAAGAAUAUUCUAAGAGCUAUUAGCUCCUCUAGAUAUUUUUUUGGGGGAAAAAGGGGAUUCUGUGGUCAGAUGAGUUUGGGAAAUGCUGAACACUUCAUUCUUCUUUAGCAAGUACAGUCAGUACAUCAAAGACUGAGCAGUUCAGUGGUACAUAAAUUUAUCUCGCCCUGCAUAUUCCCAACAUACUUAACACAGAUGUUUUUUACCUGUUAACAUCUCACCCAGCUAGUGUUCCUCAGAACAAAGAUUGGAAAAAGCUGGCCGAGAACCAUUUAUACAUAGAGGAAGGGCUUAUGGACUGAGAAAGGGAGAACAUGGUAGGGAUUAUUGAAUCAUUUCAAAUUUAUACCAGCCUGAAUAGUGUACCAGCAAUUGACUUAGGCUGUGUUUCUUUAUGGUUUUAAAACUCUUGAGCUGUUAUAAGAGAUAGUUCUUUUAAUGUGACUAUGCAACAUGAUAGCCAAUGGUGAGGGAAAAGGAGGUUUCUCUAGAAGAGUCUGAUGAAAGGCCGGGAACCAAGGUUUUUGAGAAGUCUGCCCCUAUUUAUUUUUAGUAAGUAUCAAGAGGUAGCCUGAGCCUAGUUAGAGUUAGACCUGUCUUUGGAUGAAGAAGUCUUAAUACUGAAAUACUGAAUUUUUAAUACAUUAUUAUUUGGUAUUCUGUAUACCCCUUCAAGCAGUUGUUUCCCAUUCCCAACAAACUGUACUUUAUACAAUUCUGGAUGCUAAAACUUAGAGAUUUUCUCUUUGCAUAAAUUUUGGCUCCAUUCUUUCCAUAACAAUCUAAUCAAAACUGGGAGUUCUCAAGUGAAUGCAAAAGGAGCAGGCCAUAACUUUAUUUGUUAGAUACACUGUCAGAAACUUGAGAUCUUUUGGCCUAUGAUAAUACCAUUAAUUUUUGCAUUGCUUCAGUUUGCCAAGUGUUUUUACAUCAUCUCAUUUGAUCUCAAAACAGCUUGACAGAGCAACUGUUAUUGAAAUAUUACAGAUGGAAAGAAUGAGGCUCAGGGAAGUUAAAUGACUUGGCCAAGAUCUGCUCAUCGUCACUGUCUGUACAGUAUUUUUUUUUAGAGGUUGUAAUGUCUCAGAUUUAGUCCUUUACCAUCUAUGUUGAUUUGCUUUUGUCUAUUUCCUCAUUAAUUGAAUAUACUUUAAAUAUAUAUAUUAAAGUAUCAAAAUAUAGAGAGACAUUUGAACUGUAUUCAGGUAAUAUGUUUAAAGAUAUUUAUAUAUUGCCAUACAAAAACUUAACAUUUAAAACUGAUAAUAUCUGUAAUGACAUCAGAAUGAAAGAAAAAAAAUUGUACAGUGUAUAUUCCUUUGUUUUGAAUCCAAAUCUUUUUCAUAGGUAAUGACAGAUGCCUUAAUGUGAAGCUUAUUUAUAAUAGCAAUAAACCUAACUGGAUUUGGAUGAAGAAGUCUUAAUACUGACAUACUGGAUUUUUAAUGCACUGGUUUGUUAUUUGGUAUUCUAUCUCUUUUUCCAGGCCUCCAGGUUGCACAUUUAUUUAUUAUGUUCAAUACUUUGGUUCUUAGUUCUUAAAGAAUCAAGAAGUUGUGUAAUCUUUUAAAAAUAUUAUCUUGCAGAUAAAGAAAAAAAUUAAGAGUGUGUUUACAACUGUUUUCUCUUUUUUACAGUACAUGUAUUUAAAUCAUUGCUAUAAUAAAGUUAAGUUCAUUAGGAAUAUAAAAACUUGCAGUUCUAUGAUAGAUUGCAUUUAUUAAAAAUGUUUCAUUGUAUCACAUAGAAAUAUGGCCAGGAAGGACUUGAGAAGACAGUUUGAUCCAUUGCUUUUAGACAGGACUGGGUUUUGCUGUCCAAUUAUAUACAAUAAUAGUUUUUCUUACAACUAAGCUGGCCCCAGCCUUGUCUUGAUAUUAAUACAUGAAAUUUUUAUAAUUGUCUCAUUGUCUCAUUUAGAAACAUCCAUAUUUUUCUGCUUUUUCUAUUGCCAUUUUUUAUUUGUGCAUGAAUUGAUUAUUGAGAAAAUGUAGCAGUUUGCAUAUUUAAAAAUUAAUCAUUUUGCAUUUUACAUUUAAAUAUGCUAACAUCACUGUCAUAGAAUUCCCAAAUUUCAUUUGUAGAUACUGAACUAAGGGCUAAUGUCAGGAGCUGAUUUUUAAUGAUAAAGCUGCAGAUGGGCUAAAUAAAAGCCAAAUUAAUCCUACAAUCAGGUAUUAUGUUUUUAAACCAAGUUGAGUGAAUUGGUAGUGGACUUGGGAAAUCUUCCCCAGCAGAAUCUGGAUGAAUGGCACAGAAUUGAAAUCUCUUUGUUUCCCACCAUUUCCCUUUAAGUGCUCUGCUCCUUUGUAAAAAGUUAAAGAUUUGAAAGAGAAUCUCAUAUUCCCGAGGCAUUAGGAAGAAAGGAUUUAAUCCCUUCAAUUUGGGGCUUAAUCUUGUUUAAAAAAAUGUAAGUGAAGAUGGAAGGCUGGAGAGAAUGAUUGCUUUUUGUACAGUUAAAUAAGGUCACAAUAUUCUUACAUACUUUGUUUUACAACUGUGUUUUCAUUUUUUCAAAUGUCUGGCCAUUUAGCAAAGUUAUUUACUAUUUACUGUGUACAUAGAAAGCUUUAUUAUGUGUGGUGUAUCUAAAUUUUUUUUGCUGAAAUACAUUAUGGUCAAUCAAGCCAAGCCUGCAUGUACAGAAUUUGUUUUUUUUUCAAAUAAAUUAGUUGUUUUCUUAUUUUUUUGGCUUAGUAUGUUGAAAUAAACUAUGGUAUCUUCAUCAUUUUGUACAUUUCCUUUUUGAGGAAGGUUUCUUUAUAAGUGCAAGGGCUACCCUAAUAAAGGAAUGUAUAUACUUACU
Homo sapiens (human) is the source of this 4913-nucleotide messenger RNA. RefSeq names its product ribonucleotide reductase regulatory TP53 inducible subunit M2B (gene RRM2B). The coding region runs from base 10 to 1281 and encodes 423 amino acids. The record is from RefSeq and is marked reviewed. Gene Ontology annotation, cellular component: cytoplasm; ribonucleoside-diphosphate reductase complex; mitochondrion. NCBI's taxonomy places the organism in Eukaryota, Metazoa, Chordata, Mammalia, Primates, Hominidae. Gene Ontology annotation, molecular function: ribonucleoside-diphosphate reductase activity, thioredoxin disulfide as acceptor; oxidoreductase activity. Gene Ontology annotation, biological process: deoxyribonucleotide biosynthetic process; 2'-deoxyribonucleotide biosynthetic process; positive regulation of G0 to G1 transition. The transcript has 9 exons.